AUGGAUGCCCUCGGUCUCCUCUGUGAGAGUCACUGGAGCACCGAAGUGGUUUCUGUGGAUGAAAUCGAUCUGGUUCGCUUCUUUCUGCGAUAUAACUUGAAUUGUCAGUCUCCAUCUGUGAGGCAGCAGAUGUGCUACCUAAUCAAGAAGCUCUUUUGCCGUGUACAAGAAAGUUCACAGGUUCUAUAUAAACAUCAGCAGAGUAAAAACUUCAAAGUGUUCCAACAGACAGAAAAUGAAGUGGAUCCCUGCACAGCCCUAAGGCACUAUACAGAAUUCAUGUCAUCUAUAACAAGUUAUCUUUUUGAGUCUCUGUUUCCUGGUUCAUCGCAUCCUACG
Molecule: messenger RNA, 339 nt
Organism: Staurois parvus
Lineage: Eukaryota; Metazoa; Chordata; Amphibia; Anura; Ranidae
Source: the annotation of a GenBank genome assembly